UAUUGAAAAUAAUAGAAGCGAAACUUUUCAGUUUAGUUCGCGAAUUACUCCCUCUUUGGAUGGACGGUUUUUUAAUUCAAACAAGACGUUAAAUAAAUUAUAGUUAUAUAUAAUAUUUAAAAAAGAAAAACAUUAAAUCUAAUGCUAAAGUGAAACGGAACUAGCUAAAUAUUUUAUUUUCUAUUUAAAUUCAAAUUUAAUGAAAAAAGAAGUGUAACUGACUUAAUAAGACAACAACAACAAAUAAAAAAAUAUUCAAAAUGCCAUCAGAAAAAUCAAUUUACAAUCCGAACUCCUUGAUCAGCCGCAAUGCAUACAUUAAGUCCAUGGAUGAAUAUCGGAAAUUCUAUGAAGAAUCUUUGGACAAUCCAGAAGAAUUCUGGUCCCGUGUGGCCAAACAAUUCCAUUGGGAAACUCAAUAUGAUGCGAAAAAAUUCCUGCAGUUUAAUUUCAAUAUAUCCAAAGGACCUAUUUUCAUAAAAUGGAUGGAAGGUGCUUCAACGAAUAUUUGCUACAAUUUAUUGGAUAGAAAUGUACGCAACGGAUUAGGGGAAACUAUUGCAUAUUAUUGGGAAGGCAACCAUCCCGAUGACUACUCACGCGGUCUCACCUACCGCAAGCUACUCGAAGAGGUAUGCCGUUUUGCGAAUGUCUUAAAAGAUCAUGGCGUCAAAAAGGGCGAUCGUGUAUCGAUUUACAUGCCAAUGAUCUUGGAACUUCCAAUUGCGAUGUUGGCAUGUGCCCGUAUCGGAGCUGUACAUUCCAUAGUAUUUGCUGGAUUUUCAUCGGAUUCCUUAGCCGAAAGAAUGUUCGAUUGUAAGGCUAAAAUUUUAUUAACAGCCGAUGGAGCCUGGCGUGGUGAAAAGCCACUCUACCUGAAAGCUAUCUGUGAUAUUGCAUUGGAGAAGGUCGAAGAGAUGGGCCAUAGUGUUGAAAAAUGUAUUGUGGUGUCGCAUUUGAAACGGGUUACUCCGUGUAAGGAGAAUUACAAAGAGGAGGACAUUCCAUGGACGGAUGAUCGAGAUUAUUGGUGGCAUGAGGAGAUGGAAGACAAAGAGCCAGCUUGCUAUCCUGAAUGGAUGGGUGCUGAAGAUCCAUUGUUUAUGUUGUACACAAGUGGAUCGACAGGAAAGCCAAAGGGUGUUUUACAUACAACAGCUGGGUAUUUGCUUUAUGCUGCGACUACCUUUAAAAUUGUAUUUGAUUAUAAGCCUGGUGAUGUCUUUUGGUGUACAGCUGAUAUUGGCUGGAUUACUGGUCACACUUAUGUUGUUUAUGGACCUUUGGCAAAUGGUGCUUCUUCAGUUUUGUUUGAAGGAACCCCUUUCUAUCCUGAAAAUGACCGUUUCUGGGAGGUUAUUGACAAAUAUAAGGUCUCACAGUUCUAUACAGCACCAACGGCUAUUCGUGCUUUGAUGAAAUUCGGGGAUGCACCUGUCAAAAAACAUAAGCUUAGUGCAUUGAAAGUCCUAGGAAGUGUUGGUGAACCUAUCAAUCCUGAAGCUUGGUUAUGGUACUAUAGAAUGAUUGGCAAAGAGAGGUGUUCAAUUGUUGACACAUUUUGGCAGACUGAAACUGGUGGACAUGUGAUAACUCCACUUCCUGGAUGUACUCCAAUGAAACCUGGAUCAGCGUCCUUGCCAUUCUUUGGAGUUAAACCAAUUUUAUUAGAUGAAAGUGGUAUUGAAAUAACAGGUGAAGGAGAGGGAUACCUUGUAUUUGCAAAACCAUGGCCUGGUAUGAUGAGAAGUCUGUACAAUAACCAUGAACGAUUUGAGGACACGUACUUCUCAAAAUUCCCAGGAUAUUAUUGUACUGGAGAUGGUGCUCGCCGAGAUGCUGACGGUUACCUCUGGAUCACCGGUCGUGUUGACGAUAUGUUGAAUGUUUCCGGCCAUCUUAUGUCAACCGCUGAAGUCGAAUCAGUUCUCACCGGACAUCCACGAGUUUCCGAAGCAGCUGUAGUAUCACGACCACAUCCGGUCAAAGGUGAAUGUCUUUAUUGCUUUAUCACACCCAAUGCAAAUGAAAACUUCGACAAGAAGCUAGUAGAUGAGCUUAAAAAAAUAGUACGUGAAAGUAUUGGUGCAUUUGCCGCACCCGAUAUUGUCCAACAUGCUCCUGGCCUACCAAAAACACGCUCCGGAAAAAUUGUCCGAAGAGUUCUAAGAAAAAUUGCCAUCAACGAUCGUGAUAUUGGAGACACCUCAACACUGGCUGAUGAAGGAAUUGUAGAACAACUUUUCUUGAAUCGGCCCCAAGAGGCAAAGUAAAAAAACAAAAAC
Molecule: messenger RNA, 2285 nt
Organism: Eupeodes corollae
Lineage: Eukaryota; Metazoa; Arthropoda; Insecta; Diptera; Syrphidae
Gene: AcCoAS
Product: acetyl-coenzyme A synthetase
Exons: 6
Coding region: 261-2273 (670 amino acids)
Molecular function (GO): AMP binding; acetyl-CoA synthetase activity
Source: RefSeq, a predicted model, not a curated record